Messenger RNA from Gordionus sp. m RMFG-2023, 570 nucleotides. RefSeq lists its product as uncharacterized. Bases 1 to 570 code for a protein of 189 amino acids. Lineage: Eukaryota; Metazoa; Nematomorpha; Gordioida; Chordodea; Parachordodidae. The transcript has 2 exons. The record is from RefSeq and is a predicted model, not a curated record.
AUGUGGGUGAAGAUUGCAGAUCAAGGAGGCUUCCUAACCGCUUUGUGCGCGUAUGCUCCUCAAAUUGGGUGUGUGGAAUCAGAGAAAGAUAUAUUCUUCGAUUCAUUGGAAAAAGAGAUACAAGGAAUACGACAGGAAGAAAAGCUAAUUAUUGGGGCGGACUUCAAUGCCCACAUAGGAAAAGAUCGUCUCGAAAGUGGAAAGCAUUUUAGUCACAUUGACUAUCUGCUUAUACGGCGAAAGGAUUUACGGAGGAUCAAAGAUUGCAAAGUAAUACCGGGAGAAGAAAUCGCCAGGCAACAUCGUCCACUUGUCAUGGAUCUUGAAAGAAAAGGGUUUUCAGAAAGAAGAAAGGUUUAUGAACCUCGAAUUAAGUAUGAUGAAAUGCUAAAGGACAUGCCGACGAACAAUAAAUACCAUCAGAAAGCCUCCACACUCUUGGGUUCCAGGAAGUUAGAAAAUAACGUAGACGACGAUUGGGAGACGCUAACUGAAGACAUAAAGGAAACGGCGAUUCAGAUUCUAGGACAGACCAAAGGUGGCAAAGCUUUGAAUAGGGAACUAUGGUAG